ACAGAGCUCAUUCGAAAUUCGAAAAUUGAAGGAAAAAGUUAAAGGAAGCUUCACACAAAACUAAAAAAAAGUAUUUUCUUUGUCUAGACAGAAUCGUGAAUAAAAGAAAAGGAAACAAAAAUGUCGAUUGUACCACUUUUGCACUUGGCCCGUGAGUUGGACCACGAUUACCGCAGCGACUGGGAGCAUUUGUUGGAGGAUGAUUUCGGUUUCGGGGUCCAUGCCCACGAUCUGUUCCAUCCACGCCGUCUGAUUUUGCCCCACGGAUCCCUGGGUCGUCGUCGCAUUGCGCCCUACGACCGCCAUCAUGGCGGCCAUCAUCAUCAUCAGUUAGUGCCACGUCGUUCGUCGGGCGGCCCCAAUUCUUUGCUACCGGCCGUGGGCAAAGAUGGCUUCCAGGUUUGCAUGGAUGUGUCGCAGUUUAAGCCCAAUGAACUUUCGGUCAAGGUAGUGGACAAAACCGUCGUGGUGGAGGGCAAACACGAGGAGCGAGAGGAUGGACACGGAAUGAUCCAGCGCCACUUUGUGCGCAAGUAUACCCUGCCCAAGGACUUUGAUCCCAACGACGUGGUGUCCACCGUGUCCUCCGAUGGAGUGCUGACCUUAAAGGCUCCCCCUCCCCCCAACAAGGAGCAGGCGAAGUCGGAGCGCAUUGUCCAGAUCCAGCAAACUGGUCCUGCCCACCUAAGCGUUAAGGCUCCCGAAUCCGCAGAGGGAAAAACCGAAAAUGGCGGCGGCGAGAAAAUGGAGACUGGCAAAUAAAGAAGUGGAAAAGCAGAAACCAAUAUUCGCUGGCGAAGAAGGAGAAGAAGAAUUUAAAGCAGAAACGGGAGUGUUGCAGCGCUGCUCGGAGAGUGCAAGACUAAGAAAAGGACACCACAAAACACACCCAAUGUAUUACUCUCACACAAACACACACAUCAUCACACCUUAGACCUAAGCGAUUUUAAAUCUCCAUUCAUCAUAAAGAAAAAAAAACCAUUUUAGUCUGUACGAUUAGGAUAAAAACUGGAGAAUCCAAUGCUCCCUCUUUUUUGAGUUGAUUCAUUUUGUAACAUGAACAGCCGCAACACUCGAGAGAAUUUCGCAUUUAAUUUGUCCAUAAAUAAAAUAAAAUAUACGAAAAAGAAA
Drosophila ficusphila is the source of this 1131-nucleotide messenger RNA. RefSeq names its product heat shock protein 27 (gene Hsp27). Gene Ontology annotation, molecular function: protein folding chaperone. Gene Ontology annotation, biological process: response to heat; protein refolding. The transcript has a single exon. The coding region runs from base 121 to 762 and encodes 213 amino acids. The record is from RefSeq and is a predicted model, not a curated record. Lineage: Eukaryota; Metazoa; Arthropoda; Insecta; Diptera; Drosophilidae.